Zophobas morio is the source of this 450-nucleotide messenger RNA. RefSeq lists its product as uncharacterized. Bases 81 to 311 code for a protein of 76 amino acids. NCBI's taxonomy places the organism in Eukaryota, Metazoa, Arthropoda, Insecta, Coleoptera, Tenebrionidae. The record is from RefSeq and is a predicted model, not a curated record. The transcript has a single exon.
AAUAGGUGGUAAAAUUCCCUAGAAAAUUUUUAGGUUAUGUUAAAAACUAUAACAAGAAAUUUUAAUUAACAUUGUUAAUCAUGAAAAGGGGCCCAAAAGGAAGUCUACUGGUAGAUCGACUACAUAAAGGCUUCGUUUUAACGUGCAUAGCAGUUACAGUAUAUGGAUGUUCCGUAUUAGCCAUGAGAGGUUAUCGAUAUUAUACAGACGUACGACCCCAGUUACAGAAGAAGCAAUUAUUAGAACAGCAGAACUUACUAGCGGAAGGUUCAUCAGAAGGCUUCAAAGCUACUCCCGAGAUACGUGCUUAGUUUAAAGUAAAAAAAAGGUCUAAUAUUAUAUUAAUGAUUGUAAUGCUUGAUACAUAGUCCUUAUAGCCCUAGGAUUGGCAUAUAUUUUUUAAGUGUACAAGUGUAUUAAAGUAGUACAAAAUAGAAGCAUGAUUUUAUA